Molecule: messenger RNA, 4049 nt
Organism: Lucilia sericata (common green bottle fly)
Lineage: Eukaryota; Metazoa; Arthropoda; Insecta; Diptera; Calliphoridae
Gene: mu2
Product: formin-J
Cellular component (GO): MLL3/4 complex
Molecular function (GO): protein binding
Source: RefSeq, a predicted model, not a curated record
ACUUGGCAGCACUAUCAAAAGUAGUGCCACAAGCCAAAACAAAAACUAUUUUUUCAUUAAAUUCGCGCAAAACAGUAAUAAAAUAAACAUAUUUAAUUAAUAAAGCUUAUAAUAAAUUAAUUCGAAUAUAAAAAAUCUUUGUAAUACUUUCCCUUAAAUGACAGAUAAUGCGUCAUUUACAAUGUUUGUGGAAAUAAAUAGCCAACGCAUUCCUUUGGAUAUUGGACAAUUGUAUCUGCUGGGCAAGCAAAACGAAGAAAGCGUUAACAAAGCAAAUAAUUUUAUUAAAUUAGAGUCUGAAGAAGAUGUUGAGCACAAGCAUUGCGUCAUAGAAGUAGGACAUGGAGAGGAUGUAUACGUUUUCGAUUUAUUUAGCUCUAAGGGAACUUUGGUGAAUAAUACACUUUUAAAGGGUCUGGAGAAAUUGCGUUUGAAAAAUGGUGAUAUUUUGAAAGUGGGUAAACAGGAGAUCAAAUUUCAUCAUGAUCAACAGGAAGUGUCUCACGACAGUAGUGGUUUCCUAGAAGUCAACAAAAAUACCUCCGAUAUUAUACCCUCCAGUCCCGACUCUACUUCACAACAUGAGAGUCGUAUUAAACGGACAAAUUAUAAUAAUUUCUUAGUGCCAGCGUUACCCGCUAAAAAAGCCACGACUCCCAAUAAUAGUUUAGUUAUACCUGAAACAGAAGCAGCCAAUGCCAGUAGAAACUCCCUAAAUGUCUCAACGAAUAGUCGGCGUAGUGAUAGCUUUACUAUACCCGAAACGCAAUAUUGCAGAGCACGCAAUUCCUUAAAUGCCUCUGAUCUUUCAAUAGCCGAAAGUAAUCCAGAUGUCAGCGGAAAUAAAAUAAAAUUCAAUUUUGGCAAUUUAGAUGAUUUCGAUAAUGAUGAUGAUUUUUGUAUACCAGAAACGCAGGAAGUUUUGCCAGCUGGAGGCGGUAUAUCCAGCAGCCAGAGGCCACGUUUAUUGUCUGAGGUCAAAGAAAAGAGCAUAUUGCUAGAAGAAUCAACAAAAGAGGAAGCAGGCGAAAGUGCCAAUGAGAUAGAUGGCAGUCAGUUUAGAAUCUGUACACAGGAUUACAAUGAAGGUUUUGGUGAAGAGGCGGAUCAGGGCUUACAUUCUCAAAUUAUACCUUUAAUAAAACACCACACAGUAAUUUUGAAUACUACAGCAAAAUCUUGCAAUGAAAAUGAAAAUUCAAGAAAUCACUCGAAACUUGAUGAGGAAGAUAAAGAGAUCUCGUCGGUCAAGUGGUCCAAUUCAAAAAUCGAUCAAGAAACAACGGCCUUAAGGGCUGACUGCUCCACACCGGAUAUAUUUGAUUUCGAGGGCUUACAAGCCGAUACCGAAAAAGCUAAAGAACCAGACAAUGUAACAAAGUCGAGUUUAGAAGUAAAGCUUAACAUGCCGGUUGAAGAUGAAGAAGAUUUAGCCAACACAAGUUUUCUACCUUCUGCUACGAAACAUAUAGAAAAUAAAGGAUCUAAUGUUGAGGAUAAACCUUGCUUGGAAAAGGAAAAAGAAGAAGUGUUAACUUUAAGUGAUAAAGAGAAUAGAUGUCCUAUCACUUUGGAGCCCAUAACAGAUGUGCCUCCUACACAACUAUUUGAAAAAUCCUGCUACAUUCUUUGCCGAAAUGGAGAAAACUCCUUUAAAGCCGAAAACUUCGCCAGUAUCAUAUUUCAAAGUUCCCGUUUAAGGAAAACUUCUUCAGCCACCAGUACUACCUCAGAAACUGGAUUUAGAUCUAUGUGCACACCUCAACUCAUUAAAGAACACUUACAUGUGGACCAAACGGAAGUAAGGAAAAAUAUUUUAGCGGUCAAAAAUAACAUUUGUUUGGGCGAUGAUACCGACGAAGAGGAAAAAGAGGAAGAGUGAUGAUCAAGUGAUUUGGUUAAAUUAAUAAAUAUACCUAAAGAUUCUUUAGAUUUUGAUAAAUUACUACCUCAUUUGAAAAGUCAACCUGAGGCCAACAAAUUAAAUAAAGAACAACAGGCCGCUAAAGAAGCUCAAAAAUUAUACAAAUUUAAUAUCUCUUUUGGCAAAGAACAAGAUAAAAAUCAAGCAAAAGCUGCACAGUCUAAGUCCUCUCAACUAAGUCGCGAUGAAAGACAUGCGGCUCGCGAUAAAGAAAGAGAAUUAGCCGAACGUAAGGGGAGAUCUAAAACAAAGGAUAGUAGCAGAAAUCAUAGUAAAGAUGAGAGUAAAGAAAAGUCUCAAGAAAAGAAAACAAAGCAGAAGGAGACAAAAGCUAAAAAGGCCCAAUCUUCAACUAAACAAGACCAGGAAGAACAAAAGUCUUUAGCUAAACAAGAUGAAGGAGAACAAAAGUCUUCUACUAAACAAGAAGAAGAUAAACAUAAGUCCAAAACUAAACAAGAGCAAGAAGAACAAAAGUCAUCAACUAAACCAGAGAAAACUACUAGACAACGUAAAAGAAAAGCAUCUUCUGAUACCACAGAGUCAGCAAAGGAAAUAAAAAAGGACGAAACAACAAAAGAAAUGCCAGCUAGACGCAUGACUCGUGCCAAAUCGAGGCAUGAGGAAAAACCCUCUACUAGCAAGGAGGCUAUCGUAAGCAAGACAACAAAACAUAAACCGGAGACAGUGGAUGAUUUGGAUAGUAUAUCCACACAACCCUAUGAAGAAGACGAUAUGGACAGUAUUGCCACACAACCAUAUGAAGAUGAUUUGAAUAUAAAAUCUACCACACCGAUUAUUCGUCUUACACGUUGUCGCUCCACUUCCAAACAAAGUGAAUCUCAAGACAGUAUAACAACAAAUAAUUUAUUGCGUAAAACUGAACAACACAAUAAAAGUAAAAAUGAUUCAUCAUUGUCUCAUAAUACUUCCGCAAAUGGAAGUAUAACAACGAAGACAUCCGGUGAACGUAAACGGAAAGCAGAAGCAACUCCUCCAGUAGUACCACAAAAAAUAGAACGUAAACGUUUAAGAAGCACACAUUCCCAGGAAUCUGCCACAACAAAAACAAACUCAACACCAACAACCCCAACUUUAAUAUCCAUGACUAUGGUGGAUCCAGAACUAUUUCAGGAUUUAAUAAGAAAUAGUAAAGGAUUUUGGAAUGUUGCUAAAUAUCCAGCAGAUAGUGAGAUUUUAGUAAUGGAUAAAGCAUUUAGAACAUUUAAAUUUCUUUUAGCCAUGGCCAGGGGUAUACCUAUAGUAACAUCUAAAUAUCUAAAGAAACUAAAUGAAUCAAAAUCGCCCAAAUCGGUUAAAAUAAAUGAUUAUCUCUUUACGGAUGAAGAAUUCGAAAAGAAACAUAAAUUUUCAUUGUUUAAAUCCCUGCAAAUGGCUAAAAAACAUAAACUAUUUCAAGGUUAUGAAUUUGUGAUGACAAAUAAUAUUUUACCAAAUCCUCAGGAAAUUAAAGCUAUUAUUGAAGCUUCUGGUGGUUAUGUGCAUGAAAAAAAUCCACCUGCUGCCAAAGAUAAUCAAAAAAUCUAUUUAGUCAGUACCAAGGAGGACAAAAAGGAUUGGCACAAGUAUAGACGUAUAAAUAAAAAUAUAAUAAUUGUUUCCACUGAGGCUGUAAUGUCGUCGAUAAUGAGACAAACUUGUGAACGCUUAAACUGCUAUACAUUGUCUUAAAAUUGUUGUGUUUUUAUGACAGAUAUUAUUAUAGUUUAUUUUAGUUAUAGCGUACCUUUAUAUAUUUUUAAAUGUUUAUACAUAAUUCCUAUUUUUAUACAAAAAUUUCGUAUUUUUAUAGAACCUGGAGUUCAUUCGUUCUUUAUAUUCUUUUUGUUUAUGUUUUUAUUUUUACUGUUAAAAAAUAAGAAAUCUCUAUGUGUGUACAUACAAAAUAUGUUUAAUCAAAAUCAUAAUUUUGUCUUUGUUUUAUAUACUUAUAUCGUUUUAGAUGCCAAGUUAAUGUUGUUUUAAUGAAGCCUAUAAGCGUAUAUAAAUUACAAACAAAAUAUGUAUUAAAUUCCGUUUAUUGUUAUUACAAAACAAAACGAUUUCUACAAAUUUAAACUCCCUGUUCUAAAAAUUAUAAUUUGAAAUUAUAAAUAAAGAAAAA